Molecule: messenger RNA, 1707 nt
Organism: Pseudoliparis swirei
Lineage: Eukaryota; Metazoa; Chordata; Actinopteri; Perciformes; Liparidae
Gene: dnaja
Product: DnaJ heat shock protein family (Hsp40) member A
Exons: 8
Coding region: 136-1317 (393 amino acids)
Biological process (GO): protein refolding; response to heat
Cellular component (GO): cytosol; cytoplasm
Molecular function (GO): Hsp70 protein binding; ATP binding
Source: RefSeq, a predicted model, not a curated record
CUUCCGGCUCUUCUCACAGCUCUCCAGAAAGUUCUGCGCCGUAGAGCCUUUACAAGAACCAGCCAUCUUCCGUCCCCGUUCUCAGCGAAACUCGAGCGAAAGCUAGGAUAUUAAUAUCAACCGGCAAUUGUCACCAUGGUUCACGAAACCGGCUUCUACGACCUGUUGGGUGUCGAUCCCAAAUCCCCACAGGAUGAGGUCAAAAAAGCGUACAGAAAGCUCGCGCUGAAAUAUCACCCCGACAAGAACCCCAAUGAAGGAGAGAAGUUCAAGCUUAUAUCUCAAGCAUAUGAGGUGCUCUCAAAUCCAGAGAAGAGAGAGCUGUAUGAUCAAGGAGGAGAACAAGCGAUCAAAGAAGGAGGCAUGAGUGGAGGAACUUCCCCAAUGGACAUGUUCAACAUGUUCUUUGGAGGUGGAGGAAGGAUGCAGAGGGAAAGAAGAGGGAAGAAUGUUGUCCACCAGCUUAGCGUUACACUGGAUGAGAUGUACAAAGGCAGCACCAGGAAGCUUGGCCUUCAAAAGAGUGUAAUUUGUGAAAAAUGUGAAGGUUAUGGUGGUAAGAAAGGUGCCUUGGAGAAGUGCUCAACCUGCAAAGGAAGAGGAGUACAAAUAAAGGUGCAACAGAUUGGGCCAGGCAUGAUACAGCAGAUCCAAAGCAUGUGUGCUGACUGCCAGGGACAGGGUGAGAAAUUUACCUCUAAAGACCGCUGCAAGAACUGCUAUGGACGCAAAGUAGAACGCAAGAAGAAAAUUCUUGAAGUUCACAUUGAUAAAGGUAUGAGAGAUGGUCAGAAAAUUACGUUCACUGGAGAAGGUGACCAGGAACCUGGAUUGGAGCCUGGGGAUGUCAUCAUUGUUCUGGAUCAGAAGGAGCACGCUGUGUUCCAGAGAAAAGACCACAAUCUGAUAAUGAAGAUGACCAUCAAACUGGCUGAGUCUCUGUGUGGCUUCAAGAAGACCAUCCAAACAUUAGACGACAGAAUGCUCGUCAUUAGCUCUCUGCCAGGUGAAGUAAUGAAACACGGUGAACUCAAAUGUGUUCAGAAUGAGGGCAUGCCAAUGUACAAGGAACCUUUUGAAAAGGGACAGCUUUUCAUUAAAUUUGAAGUGGAAUUUCCAGAGAACAACUGGCUCCCAGAGCAUCUUGUGUUCAAGCUGGAAAGACUGCUUCCUCCCAGGGAGGAUUUGAUGAUUACUGAUGACAUGGAGGAGGCACCACUCUGUGAGGUGGAUGUGCGAACACAGAGACAAGCCAGUGGGGAAGCUUAUGAGGAAGAUGAGGGUCCCAGAAGCGGAGUGCAGUGUCAGACACAGUAAUCUUAAAACAUUUAUAUAUGUUGUAGAGCAUGUGGGUUUUCUGUUCUGAAUUCUUUUUUGUGAACAAGCUUUUAAAGUUCUGUUUUUCAGAGUAAUAUAAUAAAAUAAGUAACAUUAGAUUUAACAGUUGCCAAACUCUCCUGUGACACAAAUAUGCAAGUGGAGUACUCGUAACACAUUUCAUUUGUGCUCCGUUAUCAAAACUGUAUUUUGGCUCAUCGUCCUAUAUGUUCGGCAUUUAAGAUCCUUGUCUUUUAUAUCUGUAUGUUUCGUAAGAAAUCUACGGCACAUUUUCAGAAGCCCAAAGGACUAUUAUGCUUUCUGUGAAGGUAAUUUCAAUCGUGACAAACAGUUGUUUAUUUCUCAAUAAAAGUCCCAGAAUGCUUCAAA